Molecule: messenger RNA, 7237 nt
Organism: Sphaeramia orbicularis (orbiculate cardinalfish)
Lineage: Eukaryota; Metazoa; Chordata; Actinopteri; Kurtiformes; Apogonidae
Gene: wnk4a
Product: WNK lysine deficient protein kinase 4a
Exons: 21
Coding region: 798-5411 (1537 amino acids)
Biological process (GO): protein phosphorylation
Molecular function (GO): ATP binding; protein serine/threonine kinase activity
Source: RefSeq, a predicted model, not a curated record
GUGUGCUCCCCCUGCAGGACGGGCCCGCGCGUUGCCCUCCCUCCUGGAGCUUCAUGGGUUUCAGUUCUAAUGAAACGACGGGAGUUCUAAAGAAUCCAGUGACUCGUCAGCUGUAAGGACUGUGCGUUACUGAAUUCAGAUAAAAGUCGAGAAGUUGUGCUCAUCACUGAUGAACCAAUUAAACCAGGGGACAUCGUGUCCUUGUUUUGUUUUUACGCACAGUGAAGGGACUGUGUGUGGAGUCUGUGUAGCUAAUCAAUACAAAGAAGUGUUUAUAAUAACAGAUCUGCUCCAAUACUGCAUAUCUUAUGAGGUUAACAUUUCCCCUUUAGAAAAUUUUGCUCGGAAAUAUUUUAGGAGGAUCUCUAACACCAUGUGGGCACUGAAAACACCAAAUACCAAAUGGUAAUAGUAAUAAUAAUCACCACCACCACCAUCAUCAUCUUGAUAAAAUAUCAGUCUGACUUUGAGGAAACAUUAAUUGCCCACAGCUUUUAUGGCUGUACUUGUAAUUACUGCCUCUGGAUACGCGCGUCAAAGCUGCCAGGGGGCGGAGUUGUUGGAAGCGCGCAGCCGGAGCGCACAGGACGCACAGCUUUCCAGAGCCCUGUUGAUAUAGGCUGAUCCGUCCUCUCACCGGAGGUUAUGGCUGAGGACUUGUAGAAGAGAGUGCAACUCUGAUUACCGGAUAGGAACUAUGCUUUAAUGUGGGUUUCGUGCGCAAAGCUUCUAUGUGAAAUCGUUUAUUGAAGCAGCUGUGAUGAGCUCUAAAUCAGGGAAACGUUGAACCUGCUACAAUGUCCCACGCACAGGUUGAAAUACCAGGACGCGGUUUCCCAGGCCUCCCUGUGGAUAUGACCGACGACUGCUUUUCCCGAGUCCCAUCCAUGCUCAGGACGCACGGUCUGGGCGCAAGGAGGAACUCUUAUGGGCUCCAGAAAAUUAGUAUGGACAUAGACUCUCCUCUUUAUAGUGGGGCUCUCUCCAAAGCUUUGUCCUGGUCGGCUGAGAAUAUUUUAACAUUGCCAGAGUCUAGAGCCGAGGAUGAAAAGACCGACGAUUAUUCACCCCAGUCACCUUCGCCCGUGUCCAGCCCUGGCACCAGCUCCAACACGCCCCCCUGCACCCAGAACCCCGAAGCUGAAAAGGAGUGGGAGCCCGUCCCAAGAUCAUCCACGGCGGCUCAAGACGCCAGCUCGGACUCGGAAAAUGACCUGGUUCACAGUAAACAGCACAAGGUUUUAUCCCGCAUCACAUUUGAUACUCAGUGGGAGCAAGAAGAGAAAGAAGAUGUGGAGACGAAAGCGGUGGCGACCUCACCUGAUGGAAGAUAUCUGAAAUUCAAUAUAGAAAUUGGAAGGGGGUCUUUCAAGACUGUUUAUAAAGGACUGGACACAGAGACCACAGUAGAGGUGGCAUGGUGUGAGCUACAGACCCGUAAGCUGACCAAAGCAGAGCGACAACGCUUCAGCGAAGAGGUGGAGAUGCUUAAGGGCCUGCAGCAUCCAAAUAUUGUCCGCUUCCACGACUCCUGGAAGUCCACAGUGAAAGGCCACAAGUGUAUCAUCCUGGUGACAGAGCUCAUGACCUCAGGCACCUUAAAAACGUACCUGAAAAGGUUCAAGGAGAUGAAGCUGAAACUGCUGCAGCGCUGGAGUCGUCAGAUUCUCAAAGGCCUUCACUUCCUGCACACGCGUACACCUCCCAUCAUACACCGGGACCUCAAGUGUGACAACAUCUUUAUCACCGGUCCCACUGGUUCUGUGAAGAUAGGGGAUCUAGGCCUGGCCACGCUUAAAAGUGCCUCUUUUGCUAAAAGUGUCAUUGGAACACCUGAGUUCAUGGCGCCAGAGAUGUACGAAGAGAAGUAUGACGAAGCUGUGGACGUCUACGCCUUUGGAAUGUGCAUCCUGGAGAUGGCCACCUCUGAGUACCCAUACUCCGAGUGCCAAAACGCUGCCCAGAUCUACCGCAAAGUCACUAGUGGUAUGAAGCCUGACAGUUUCUACAAAGUCAAAGUCCCAGAGCUCAAGGAGAUCAUUGAGGGAUGCAUUCGUAUGAAUAAAGAUGAAAGAUACACCAUUCAGGACCUCCUGGAUCAUCCCUUCUUUCAGGAGAACAAUGGUGUGCAUGUGGAGCUAGCAGAAGAGGACGACACAGUCAAGUCUGGCUUGAAGCUUUGGCUACGCAUGGAUGACACCAAGAAACUCCAUGGAAAAUACAAGGACAACAAUGCCAUUGAGUUUCUCUUUGAGCUCUACAAGGAUGUGCCUGAGGAGGUGGCUCAGGAGAUGGUUGUGCUAGGCUUUGUGUGUGAGGCAGACUUCAAAAUCGUGGCGAAGGCCAUACGGGACAGAGUGUCAGCCAUCAAACGGCAGAGAGAGAAGUUGAGACGACAGGCCGAGGAACGGAAGAAGAAGCUGGAGCAGGAGGCCAUAGAGGAGGAACCUGAACUUAGGACCGCGUCCCCUAAAGUCAACUGCGUUGCUUCCGCGGAGUCUCCCAUCCUGGCCCUGACCCCUCCAGUGCCCAUCCAGUCUCCUGUUAACAGCUCUGUGGACUCGGGCGUCAGCUCCAACUGUCCUGCAGAACCAGAGGAGCCUGAGGCCGAUCAGCACUUCCAUAUUCGUCACAACAGCCUCUCCUCUGCUAACUCUGAUUGUGAGACAGACGGCUAUCUGAGCUCUUCGGGGCUUCAGGAUCCCCUGGAGACUGGCAGCAGCUUCAACGCACCCCCAACCCCUCCCACCACACACACUGACACCCCGACUAAUAAUGGCCUCCCCGUUCCAGCCCUCCGCUUCCCCUCGAGUAUUGCAGUAUCCAACAACACAGAACAUGGCAACUCAGGCCCCACGAGUGGCUUCAACUCCCCUGUAGACAGCUAUGCCUCUGAUGUGACGUCAGGCUUGAGUGACGGCUACGAGGGUUUGCCAGAGAAGAAUGAGAAAACGGCUGUGAGGCGGACCGCUGGAAAGCUGUUCAGGAGGAGAGCGCGGUCAAGACUGCGCAUCACAGGGCUGUCUGAUAAAGUGGACCGAGUGGUGGAGUGUCAGCUGCAAACACACAAUGACAAGAUGGUUACGUUCAAAUUCGACCUGGAUGGAGAUAACCCUGAGGAUAUCGCUGCUGUCAUGGUACACAAUGAGUUCAUCCUCCCAUCGGAGAAGGAGGGCUUCAUCUACCGAAUGGGUGAUAUAAUCAAACGAGCCGAAGCACUGAUGGCGAAAGAACAGCCUGUCCAUUCCAGUGGACACAGACUCCCUCAACCUGCCUUCCACGGUGGCGUUAACUCAUUAUCAUCCUCACAGCCCAAUCUGCACAGUCACAGCCUGCCUCGAACACACUCCUCGUCUUCUCUGCCUGACUUCAGUGUGGCUAACCCAAGUGUAGGGGUACGUGGUUCACCCCCAUGCCCCAGUGGAGACGUCUUCAGUGCAGACAUUACUUCACCUGGGCGACCUCUCUUACGCUCACAGUCUUUCCACAACGCCCCAGGGUCUCCUCUUCACCAUUAUCAACACCAACACCCUGCUUCACUCCUACCGCAUCAACACCACUACCAUUUACCAUUUCUGGGCCACACUCACUUCCCAUUCCCGUACCCUGGCUCCCCAGGUUCAUCCAAACCAGCAGGGUUACAUCCUCCUCUCACUCGCGUAGCCAGUAAUCCCACCUUCCCAUCAGUUCCCUCCCCAGCUCCAGGGUCCCCGAGUCCUUUGACAGAGAACUCAAGCCCUGGCAGCAGUGAGAAUAUCACCAUGUCCCCUCAAGCACCUCAGCAACAUCCCAACAUGUGGCCCCCCCACACACAGCCUCUGUUUUCCCUGGCUAACGUCAUCUCCAUGGCCAUGAGCAUGGCCCAGUCUUUCAUCCCACCUGCGAGCCUUCCCGCUCAGGGGAUGCCUUCCUUUCCAGGUUUCCAUCCUCAACUCCCCCCUCAGAUGGCCCCACAGUCUGCAUACCCCUCUGUCUACCCAACACAGUACCAGACCCCGCCAGUAGAAGUCCCCUUUCCUACAGCAGGCAUCCCAGGGCACAACGUCUACCACAGCCCUGAGAAUACCCCACAAAUGGAUGGACCCUCAUUUCCUCAGAGCAGACAUCCAACAUGGCCACAUUCUCCAGUGUCUCCCCCCUCCAUGCCUUCCACCCCGCCACAGGCCCCUCAGGAGCCUCUGCCCACUGUGCCUCCCAGUCAAACCCAAGAGGACGGCCUUCACAGUUAUAUGGUCCCGUUUUCAUCCCAGGUGUCAGCCCAGGUUAAACCCAGACCAGAGGGCUUCGGCAUUAACUCAUCUGAUCUUUCUCCAUCACCAGCAAAAAGCCCAGAAAGCACUUUAUCUUCGCUCAGCCCUCCGUUACAUCCUGCUGUAAGUGAGAUGACGGUCAUCAAUCCUAAAUCAACAGCUUCUUCCACUGACUCUGGGUCCAUGAUGAAACGCCCUUCCUUCCUUUAUAUUCCAGAAGCCCGGUCUUCACCAGUGACUGUGGGGCGAUUUCAGGUGACGCCCAGCAUGGACAUACCCGGGUCUCCUGUGCCAGCAGGUGCUGUACCUGCUGCCCCACAGCCUGCAGACAGCGGCAGCACCCCGUCAGACAGCAGCACAGAGGAUCAAGCCGAGUCUGAGACAAGCCUAGGAACAUCCCUCACCAUGUCCCCCCCUCACCCACAUCCCCACAGAGGUUCCACAGGAGGCCCCCAGGAACUUGACAGUCACACAGGAUGGUCUGCGAGCCAAGACCAGCAGCAGCAGCAGCAGCAGCAGCAGCAGUCCAGGGAAGAAGAUGAUGAAGAAGAUGAGGAAGAGGAUGAAGAGGAUGAGGAGGAAGGAGUUGGGGAGCGACAGAGGAUGAGGAGAAGGAGUCGCAGGAGGGCGUACAGCCUCAGCCUGAUGGGAACAUCUGCAGACAGCGGACUGUCGGUGACGGCUGCUGAGAUGGAGGGGAGGCUGUGGGAUGGAGCAGCAGGCAGCCCACAGUAUGGCAAUGCCCUUCACCAUUUAUGGAUGAUGACUUACAACCGCAACGCUCCCUACUUAAGCAGCGAUGACUCAGACAGUGACGAUGAAGAAAUGCUGGAAGAGCUGCAGGAACUUAGAGAGAAACAUCUGACAGAGGUACAGGCCCUACAGGCUGCCCAAAAAAGAGAAAUAGAGGAGCUGUAUGAGAAGAUGGGCAAAGUCCCCCCUCCAGGCAUCGUCUCCCCUGCUGCUAUGUUAUCGAGUCGACAGCGCCGCUUGUCAAAGGGUAGUGGUUACCCCUCUUCACGCAGGAACAGCUUGCAGCGUUUAGACAUAUUGCCACUCCAAGGUAUCAUUAGGAGAAACUCUCUGGGAGGCAGCAGCAGUGGCUCACAAGAUAAACCCAGCAAAGGGGUCACCUUUGCCACUGACAUUAGUAGAAUGUAAGAAAAUCUCAGCCAAGCAAGCUGUAUAUCUGGACUACCUCAUCUGGUGUUGCUGCAGUGGUCAAACCCAUCCUGUAGGAGGAACUCUUUCGGCACACACAUUCAAACACUGCUUCCGUUUGCCAGUGUCUCCCCGGUUCUGCCAGUGGUCAUUUACCUCAACAUGUACAAACUGUCAUCUGUAAAACUGGGUUUACACAGAGGUUGUAACAUCCAGUGGUCAUGCCUUUGUCAGCUCUGGUGAUGUUGUUUUCAUGCACAGAACACCUAAAAAUGACAAAGCAUAUUUCUUUCUUUUUUUUUUUUUGUCUCUCCUGUAAAUAAACAUGGAAAUCCAAUGGUUUAGAAUGAACCCGUGCAGAAUGCCACAGUAAUCCUAAUCAGUAAAAUGUCGUGUCUCAGUGUUUGCUUUUUGCAUUAACGCAGUCAAAUGAAAGCAUGAAGUGCCACUGAAUUCGAGCCUUUUGGACAACAGUGGCACUGGCUUUGAAUUUGACCUAGAAUGAUAGAAGCUUUUUACUGUUAAUCAAUCUGAGCACAGUAAUGUGAACCACAGCCAGACUCUAACACUGUUAAUGACAGUUGUCGUACACUAGACGGCAAGUUGAUGUCUCAGCACCUGCUGACUGCAGAGUGAAUACACUUGCAGUAGUUUAUGUGUGAUUACUGCCAUCUGUGGGCUGACAUGAGCAGUCUAGAUGCAUUGUACAGUUUGAGUCAUUGUAAAAUAAGAAUGUGUUGUACUACAUCUCGUUCGUUAAUUACGCCUGAUAGGAUGUCCUACACUCUUUAGACUCAGCUUGACUGCAGAUCUGAACUUUUCUUUUUUCAGCAAGUUAACUGGAUUACCAGCAGUGAUGCAUUUGUUAAUCUGUAGGACAGCACAGAGAUACCGUUUUUAUCAGCACAUACAUAUGAAACUGUUACUAUUCAGGAGAGAAAAAUUUUAACAGUUAAAAAUAUUUACGUAUGACUCAUUUGGCAAGUUCUUUCUUUUGGCACAAGAAAAAAAAAUGUAUUUUUGAUAUGCUGACUAAUAAGAGAUUUGUCUUCAGUUUAAAGAGUAUCACACACCUAUUUUCAAAUGCUGCGGCUGAGUUUGAAAUGCUUUUAAAUUGAGGCUUUUUUGUGAAAAAUUCCACCUAGACUACUGGUUUUCCUGUUGAUUGUAUAUGUGUAUAUAGUAGAUUGCAUUUAUAGAUCAUGUUUACGUUUGUAAACUAAUUAUUUCUACAACCUUAAUUCUUGCUCAAGCAAAACAUAUUUGUUCCAUAGAUCAAGCACCUUGUGCACUUUAGUAAAUCCUACUUUAGUUCCAAGUCCUUCACAUAGACCUGUUUGUUCACGUGAGGAAGAGCUCUUAUGCUGCCUGUAUGGGUUGCAUUUCCGUUAUGUCUUUUUCCAUAAAAGGAAGGGAGAAAGUAUUCUCUAAUAGAUAUUUUAUGACAAUACUUUGUAUUGGAUCACAGUAAUGAGAAUGAACCAGCCCACAGUUUAAGAAAAGUAUAUUGUGGGAAAGGGAGAAAUCAGUCCAAGCUGUGAAUCUGUAGCUGUUGCCUUAUAUUGACAACACACUGAAUUUUCUGGCAGUUGAGCUCUUGUAAGAUGUCCAAAGUUCAUAAUAUAUUCAAAGAAAAAUAACAAUUCAAAUUCUGAAUGUAAAUAUAUAAUUGUAUUGCUUUCUGAAGCUGCUGUCCUGCCAUGCUGAAUCUGUGCCUUUUCCCUUUUAAUGUCUUAUUUUAUAUUUUUACUCUUGAGAUUGCUGGCUAGAUCAGACUCCAUAUGUCAAAUUUGAAAAAAAAAUAAAUAAAUGCAACUGUAAAUACA